Molecule: messenger RNA, 1188 nt
Organism: Iphiclides podalirius (scarce swallowtail)
Lineage: Eukaryota; Metazoa; Arthropoda; Insecta; Lepidoptera; Papilionidae
Source: the annotation of a GenBank genome assembly
AUGAAGCCGUGUAUUUGCCUAAUAAUAAUAGCAGUCAUGACUGUGGGAAAUUAUGGUGAUGAAUUUAUCGACGCCGAACUUCUAAUCGCCGGGAAUAGUAAAUUUACUGCAAAAAUGUUUUCGGAAGUCGCCAAAAUCAACGCUAAGAAGAGUUUUGUUUUGUCUGCUUUUUCUGUGCUCACUCCUCUAGGCCAACUUUCACUUGCCUCAGAAGGAGACUCUCACGACGAAAUUCUUAGGGCUAUUGGAUUACCAGAUGAUAAUUCGACCAAAUCAGUUUUUUCAUAUAUGAACAAAAAAUUCAGAUCCGUAAAAGGCGUUGAUUUAAGAAUGGCAAACAAGAUUUACGUUGCUAAUGGAUAUGAUCUAAAUGAUGAUUAUGCUGCCGUAUCAAGGGAAACUUUUCAAUCAGAUAUCAAAAGUGUUGACUUUACUAAUAGUGGAAAAACAUCAGAAGAAAUAAAUGCUUGGGUAGAAGAUCAAACAAACCAUCGUAUAAAAGACUUAGUUGAUCCCGGCACAUUAUCAGGGAACACAAGGGCAGUUCUUGUUAAUGCAGUUUAUUUUAAGGGUAUGUGGAAAGAUCCAUUUAAUAAAAUUUUUACACGCCAAAGCGAUUUUCAUGUGUCGGGUGAGAAAACUGUUAAAAUACCUAUGAUGUACAGAAAAGGAAACUUCAACUAUGGUGAAAGCGCGGAUCUUGGUGCUAAGAUUUUAGAAAUUCCAUAUGAAGGUAGUGAAUCUGCAUUUUACGUAAUAUUACCUGACAAAAUCGAUGGAAUAAUGGAGCUCGAGAAUAAAUUAAAAGAUCCUUCUGUGUUAGACAAUUCGUUAAAAAACUUAUUUGAUGUGGAAGUAGAGGCAUAUAUACCUAAGUUUAAAAUCGAAACUACAAUAAACCUUAAAGAAAUAUUACAAAAGAUUGGUGUUAAAAAAAUAUUUGAAGCUGGUGAAGCAAAUUUCAACAAACUGUUAAAAGAAAAAGGAGAUUUGUACAUAAGUGACGCGAUCCAAAAGGCCUUUAUAGAAAUAAAUGAAGAAGGUGUUGAAGCCGCAGCAGCAAAUGAGUUUGGUAUUUCCUAUCUGGCUGCAUUUAUUUCCCAGAACAUCAAAUUUGUUGCAGACCAUCCGUUUGUAUUCGUGUUAAAAACAGGGGAAAACAUUUUGUUUAGUGGGGUCUUUUCACCU